CCCACCUCUGAUUGCCAGUCAUCUGGAGACUGUAUGGUCAUGGAUGGUAGUUCAGUCAUCACCACACCUGGUACUCAGACCCAGUACAGUCUCACUGUGACUAGUCAGGACUAUGACAUCACUGUCAGAGCUGAUACAUGUGGUGGAUCACUGACUGGAGACACCAGCUCCCUCUACAAUAUUAACUUGACAGGAAAUUUGACAUCGUGCAGUGCUCUCUACAUGUAUAGUCCAGUUGAUGGGUCACUGAGAGCCAUUGAAGUCAAUUGGACACCAAUACUGCGGAACAAUCCAGGAGGGCCAGAGUACACAGUGGUGAUAGAGGAUGGUGUGGGGUCUAGAGUGAGGGAGAGAGUGGGAGCUGUCAACUGUAGCUCCACUCGAUGCAGCCACACCUACUACCCAGCAGCCGGCAGUAGAGGGGAGUUUGGAGUGUCUGUGGAGACUGCUGGCUGUGUGACUAGACAGACAGUGUGUCUGGAGAGACCAGUCUAUUGUUCAUUGAGGGACUUGUCUCCCUCUCUGGUUGAGGAGAACAGAGUGUGUGGGUCAGUGAGUGGUGGUGGGGUGUGUUACAGUGGAGACAGUGUAGGAUCAGUGGCAGUCUACUUCUGUGAUGAUGGCUAUAGUCUAGAGGGAGACACUACCAGAGAAUGUCUCUCUAGUGGCCUCUGGAAUGGAACCACUCCUCAAUGUGUGGAGAUAAUCAAUGGUUGUAUUACACCUCAAAGUAAAAUGAUCUUCUAUCACACUCUCAAAUCAACUCAGCCACCAUCUCAGAGAGAGAUGUGGGAGAGAAGAGUGUGUGGUGGCUCUGUGUCUCAGUAUGUGUUGACUCUGACUCCGCCCACCUCUGAUUGCCAGUCAUCUGGAGACUGUAUAGUCAUGGAUGUCAUCACCACACCUGGUACUCAGACCCAGUACAGUCUCACUGUGACUAGUCAGGACUAUGACAUCACCAUCAGAGCUGAUACAUGUGGUGGAUCACUGACUGGAGACACCAGCUCCCUAUACAAUAUUAACUUGACAGGAAAUUUGACAUCGUGCAGUGCUCUCUACAUGUAUAGUCCAGUUGAUGGGUCACUGAGAGCCAUUGAAGUCAAUUGGACACCAAUACCGCAGAACAAUCCAGGAGGGCCAGAGUACACAGUGGUGAUAGAGGAUGGUGUGGGGUCUAGAGUGAGGGAGAGAGUGGGAGCUGUCAACUGUAGCUCCACUCAAUGCAGCCACACCUACUACCCAGCAGCAAGCAGUAGAGGAGAGUUUGGAGUGUCUGUGGAGACUGCUGGCUGUGUGACUAGACAGACAGUGUGUCUGGAGAGACCAGUCUAUUGUUCAUUGAGGGACUUGUCUCCCUCUCUGGUUGAGGAGAACAGAGUGUGUGGGUCAGUGAGUGGUGGUGGGGUGUGUUACAGUGGAGACAGUGUAGGAUCAGUGGCAGUCUACUUCUGUGAUGAUGGCUAUAGUCUAGAGGGAGACACUACCAGAGAAUGUCUCUCUAGUGGCCUCUGGAAUGGUACCACUCCUCAAUGUGUGGAGGCAGAACAUGGAAGUGCCUCAGCUCCGCAGUCACCUACUGUCAACAUAGCUGAGUUUAACAAUGAUGGCUGUACUCUGGAUGUGAGCUGGAGUGAACCUGUCAUCAGUUGUGGUGGCUCAGUGUCUCAGUAUGUGUUGACUGUGACUCCACCCACCUCUGAUUGCCAGUCAUCUGGAGACUGUAUGGUUAUGGAUGGUAGUUCAGUCAUCACCACACCUGGUACUCAGACCCAGUACAGUCUCACUGUGACUAGUCAGGACUAUGACAUCACCGUCAGAGCUGAUACAUGUGGUGGAUCACUGACUGGAGACACCAGCUCCCUGUACAAUAUUAACUUGACAGGAAAUUUGACAUCGUGCAGUGCUCUCUACAUGUAUAGUCCAGUUGAUGGGUCACUGAGAGCCAUUGAAGUCAAUUGGACACCAAUACCGCGGAACAAUCCAGGAGGGCCAGAGUACACAGUGGUGAUAGAGGAUGGUGUGGGGUCUAGAGUGAGGGAGAGAGUGGGAGCUGUCAACUGUAGCUCCACUCAAUGCAGCCACACCUACUACCCAGCAGCCGGCAGUAGAGGGAGAGUUUGGAGUGUCUGUGGAGACUGCUGGCUGUGUGACUAGACAGACAGUGUGUCUGGAGAGACCAGUCUAUUGUUCAUUGAGGGACUUGUCUCCCUCUCUGGUUGAGGAGAACAGAGUGUGUGGGUCAGUGAGUGGUGGUGGGGUGUGUUACAGUGGAGACAGUGUAGGAUCAGUGGCAGUCUACUUCUGUGAU
Messenger RNA from Geodia barretti, 2308 nucleotides. Lineage: Eukaryota; Metazoa; Porifera; Demospongiae; Tetractinellida; Geodiidae. The record is from the annotation of a GenBank genome assembly.